This is a messenger RNA of Apiotrichum porosum, 507 nucleotides long. RefSeq lists its product as uncharacterized. The record is from RefSeq and is a predicted model, not a curated record. The transcript has a single exon. The coding region runs from base 1 to 507 and encodes 168 amino acids. Lineage: Eukaryota; Fungi; Basidiomycota; Tremellomycetes; Trichosporonales; Trichosporonaceae.
AUGACGGCCGACACCCUCAUCCCCGACUACGCUGUCGUGCCCAUCUCGACCAACAUUCUCUCGCAGGAAGUCUUGACUGAGGCCUGGGAGGCAUAUGGCGAGUGGAACGGCUGCCUGGUCGUCGGCAACAUGAGUGCCGUUCGCGCCUGCGAGUCCAUGGGUGCCACCGUCAUGACCAAGGACGCCAUUAUUUCGCUCCCUCUCCAGACCACGGCCGGAACCGCCAAUGCCACCGACGAGCUGCUGUGGCUCUGCCGCGUCACCCCUUCGCUCAAGUUUUACGUCGACAACCUCAUCGCUGGCAUCCAGUCAUACGAGGGCGCCGAGAACGCAAUCCAGUCGUGCCGCUACUCGACUUACUUCUACAUUGGAAAAGUUAUUGGCCAGGAGCACAUGGAGAUCCCAGCCGAGCCGUACAUGAAGCGCAGUGCAGCGGUUCCCGGAAUCCGUCUUGGCAAGUGGGUCCUCCCCCUCGUCGCCACGAUUGCGGCCCUCGCCGCCUUGUAA